GCCAGUCGUCGGCUCCAUUCCCUGGGGUUGUCCUUGCUGGCCGGUUCUCCAGCCGUUGUCAAAUGCCAGCAUUGAGCAGCCUUCAAUCUACAAACAAGUAUGUACGGAGUGUAGGUUGUUCGCCUGUCUCUAUAAUAGGGACCCUGAACCCAGCAGCAACUCCGCUUGGGUUUGUCGAUCCACAGGCACAGUUGGUUAAGGACAAGGUUUUGGAUUAUUAUAGCUUUUUGGGCAAACUCCGCCGCUUGGAAGAAGUCGCGGUGUAAAUGCUGCAACGCGCUCAGACGGCGGCGAUGUUGGCGGUCUUGAGAUCCAUGGAGGGAGUGUCAGUUGCCGCAAAGUGGAUGCUGACAUGCAGGACUCGAGGGCUGGAACGGCUGCGAGUGGAGAGGUUUCGAGGACAAGGCCUGCUGUGCUCCGCUGCUGCCGGGCGCUGUUGGACUUUCAUGACAACCGAACGAAAAAGGCUGCCCAAUAUGCCAACACAAACCUGGAAUGACAAGAUGAGGCCCGGGUGACCUGGUAGCGAAUGCCCUCAGCGAGACGGUGGGUUUUCUGUCACAAAACCAACGACCCAACCCACCCACAAACCCGUCGUGGUGAGCGUGGCUCCAUUUGAUCAAGGGUUGAUGGAGGGGGUUGUAACAGGUGGCGGAUGGGCAAGGGCUUUGGGUGCGGCCCUGGCGGCGUCGAUAAGUGGGUCCGUGCCAUUUGUGGGGCACCUCCAGACACUGGCAGAGACCCCCUGGGCCUGGCCGGUCAGCUC
Molecule: messenger RNA, 766 nt
Organism: Chaetomium fimeti
Lineage: Eukaryota; Fungi; Ascomycota; Sordariomycetes; Sordariales; Chaetomiaceae
Exons: 1
Coding region: 267-518 (83 amino acids)
Source: RefSeq, a predicted model, not a curated record